AUUUCUUCUAAGCAGACACUGUACAUACACAUACAUAGCUGCAUACACAAGAUGGUAUUAGCAGACCUCGGGAAACAGCUCAACAACGCUCUCGGGCAAUUAUCACGCGCUUCGGUCGUCGACGACAAGGUCAUCGAAGCACUGUUGAAGGAACUAUGUUCGGCGCUGUUGCAAUCCGACGUCAACGUCAAGCUCGUAGGCUCGUUACGGACCAAAGUUCGAGCAAAGAUCAAGAAAUCGCUAGAAGAAGCCGAAACAAACGGCACCGUCCGAGAAUCCAACAAGAAACAGAUCGUUCAGAAGGCCGUCUUCGAUGAGCUCGUAGCGUUGGUGGAUCCGGGUCAGGAACCUUACAAACCGAUCAAGGGCAAAUCGAACGUCUUGAUGGCGGUGGGAAUCCAGGGAGCGGGGAAGACGACGACGUGUACCAAGCUCGCCGUGCAUUAUCAACGGAAAGGGUUCAGAACAUGUCUGGUCUGUGCGGAUACCUUCCGAGCCGGAGCCUUCGAUCAGCUCAAACAGAACGCGACCAAGGCCAAGAUCCCAUUCUACGGUAGUUAUACAGAGACGGAUCCGGUGGCGAUCGCAGCUAUGGGUGUGCAAAAGUUCAAGAAAGAGCGGUUCGAUAUCAUCAUCGUGGAUACUUCUGGACGGCAUAAACAGGAGAGCGAGUUGUUUGCCGAGAUGGUCAAUAUCGGGGAGGCCGUCAAACCCGACAUGACUAUCAUGGUGCUCGACGCCUCGAUCGGUCAAGCGGCAGAGGGGCAGAGCAGAGCGUUCAAGGAGAGUUCGGAUUUCGGGGCGAUCAUCGUUACCAAGCUGGACGGGCACGCCAAGGGAGGUGGAGCGAUCUCUGCCGUCGCAGCGACCAAGACGCCAAUCAUCUUUUUGGGUGUCGGAGAACAUUUCAACGAUCUGGAGCGUUUCGUGCCUUCGCCCUUCAUCUCGAAAUUGCUCGGUAUGGGGGAUAUGCAAGGUCUUUUCGAACACAUGCAAGACGUAGCGAUGGCCAAUCCAGACAAGCAGAAAGCUAUGGCAAAGAAGCUGGAGGAGGGCAAGUUUGCACUGCGGGAUUGGAGAGAACAGUUGACGACCUUGAUGAGCAUGGGAUCAAUGUCGAAAAUCAUGUCCUCGAUUCCAGGCUUGUCGGGCGCCAUGGAGGGCAUGUCAGAUGAGGACACGGGGGCCAAACUGAAACGCAUGAUCUACAUUAUGGACUCGAUGCGAACGGACGAGCUGGAUUCAGAUGGAUUGAUAUUCAUGCGGCUCGACAAGGACGGUCUGCCAUAUGCGCUCAACAAGCGAGCCGCUCGAGUAGCAAGAGGGAGCGGGACGAGCGUCAAAGAGGUGGAAGAGUUAUUGGCACAGGCAAGAGCAAUGCGAGGGCUAGCCAAAAUGGCUGGAGGCAUGGCAAAUGCUAGCAAGCAGGAUUCAUGGGCCAAGGCAGCUCAACAGAUGCAAGCCGGUGGUCAGCGUCCCAACAUGCAGCAAGUCCAAGCGAUGCAAAAGGCUAUGCCUCCAGAGCUCCUGCGACAGAUGCGAUCGGCAGGAUCGCCCCAGGCCGCUCAGAAGGUCAUGCAGGAGUACAUCGCCAAGAACGGCGAGGGGGGCAUCGACAUGCAGUCCAUGAUGAACGCAAUGAUGCCAGGAAUGGGAGGUAUGAUGGGAGGAGGAAUGCCGGGAAUGCCAGACAUGGGAAGUUUGAUGAACAUGAUGGGAGGCGGGGGUGGUGGCGGCAUGCCUAACCUGGGCGCCCUGCGAGGCAUGAUGGGCAUGUGAUCGACCCAAGAUCUUCAGAUCGGCACGAGACAUCACGCUCUCCCCCUCCACAUAUUCGCUUUCGAUCGAUUUCAUCGCGAGACAUUACACAGCUUUAAU
This is a messenger RNA of Filobasidium floriforme, 1878 nucleotides long. Its product is annotated as putative signal recognition particle 54 kDa protein. Gene Ontology annotation, biological process: SRP-dependent cotranslational protein targeting to membrane; SRP-dependent cotranslational protein targeting to membrane, translocation. Bases 52 to 1779 code for a protein of 575 amino acids. Gene Ontology annotation, molecular function: GTP binding; ATP hydrolysis activity; 7S RNA binding. The transcript is spliced from 13 exons. NCBI's taxonomy places the organism in Eukaryota, Fungi, Basidiomycota, Tremellomycetes, Filobasidiales, Filobasidiaceae. Gene Ontology annotation, cellular component: signal recognition particle, endoplasmic reticulum targeting; cytosol. The record is from RefSeq and is a predicted model, not a curated record.